CAAACUUAUCUUGGUAACGUACAGUAUCGCGAUUCGGCUUUAUUUCUGUAAUUAUAGGACAGAGGCAGUUGGAGCCGCGCAACCAACAGACGCGGGCCACUGCAUUGACAGCCGCGGGUAAAAACUAGCCUCUACGAUUCUGUAUGUAAUUUGCGCGCGAGUGAAGUCACGUCGAUUACAUUUUAUAAUUAAAUCCAGGGCCUCUCGUUUUGGUGGGCCGGCGGCAAUCUGGCUGCUGUCUGAAACACUGAACGUGGCCGUAAUUGGAAUGUCCACAUGAAGCUGCUAAAGUUUUUGCUUCGUUAUUUUCCGCCAGGUCUCGCCUUGGAGUACACACAGGGUGGAGAUGUCAAGACAAAAAUGAUCGAUCUUCUGGAUCUAUCUGCCGAAACGGACAUAAGAGCAUUAGCGGAGAGUAUAAAAGCGACCGAGCCCGUAAUAACCGAAAGUGUAAUGGAGCAGUUAGUGGAGACCCUGCAGAAGCUGCAAGCCAAAGUUUGUGAAACAAACGCCAAGCGCUACUACAAAUACAAAACCUUGCAGACCCAUCUUCUACCCCUUACGAAUAUAGCGUUCGAUAAACUAGGUAAAAGAUGCCUGACAGGCAGCUAUGACCGAACGUGUAAAGUUUGGGACAUUGACAGUGGAACGGAGCUUCUUACUCUCGAAGGCCAUAAGAAUGUGGUCUACACCGUGUCCUUCAACAACCCAAUUUCAGACAAAAUCGUAACCGGUUCCUUUGACAAGACAGCUAGGAUUUGGUGCUCUCGAACAGGCCACUGUUUUCUAACUAUGUGGGGACAUAACGCUGGAAUAGCUGUCGCGAAAUUCUCACCCAGUUACAACAAAAUCGGGACGGCUUCCCUAGACACGACGUCAAAGAUAUUUGAGUUAACAACAGGCGAGGAAUUAGGAACGUUGAGAGGUCACACGGCAGAAAUAAUCGCUUUACAUUUCAACAACGAUGGCACUCAAAUGAUAACAGGUUCUUUCGACGGUACUGUUAAUAUUUGGGACACGAGAACUUUCAGUCGCACAAGCGUUUUAAUCGGUCAUCGAUCGGAAUUGUCAAAUUGCGUGUAUAACUUUGACUGCUCGUUAAUCGCCUCGUCGUCCAUGGACAAAACGGCCAAAGUUUGGGACACGAGGAUGAAUUCCUGCUUGGCCACUCUGCGAGGACACGACGACGAGGUCCUGGACUUGACCUUCGACAACAACGGGAAAAAGUUGGCGACCGCGAGCAGCGACACCACUGCUCGAGUUUGGGAUGUGAGCACCAAUUUUCAGCAGUUAGCCUCGAUGAGAGGCCACCGAGAAGAAGUCUCGAAAGUCUGCUUCAGUCCAAAUAGUCAGCAUCUGCUGACGUCAUCGUUGGACGAGACGUCGAAAUUAUGGUCUUUGGAGAGUGGAUGCUGUAUACAAACGCUGGAUGGUCACACAGACGAUGUCUUCAGUUGCGCCUUUUCGUAUAACGGCGAUACUAUUAUCACGGCAAGCAAAGAUAAUACUUGCAUGAUUUGGAGAUGACUCGAUUGGUUCCAGGUGUGUCCUUAGCUUAUAAUUGUUGUGUUGUUCAUCGUUUAUGUUGUAUACUUUUAUGCAAUUUAAACGUUAUUUACUUUGAUUUUGUAAACCGGAGUUGAAUAUCUUUGAAUCUGUUUAUUCGUUUUAAACGUGCUUCUGUCUAAGGCGAACGUAUUUUCUUUAAAGUUACUAAAUUAUAAAUGUUAUUAGAGCUUUCUGGAAAGUUCGUUAUGAUAUUUAAGAUUUGAGAUUUGCAAGUUUUAUAGAAUAAAUUAUAUAGAUGGAAUUGUAACUUCCACAAGUAUCUUUUAAUUUUUAUACAUCUUGGCGUUGAAGCAAAAAUAGUCGGAAAUACUAAGCAUAAAAUUUUAAGUGAAAAUUCUUUAUUGCAAAUUGUUAUGAGAAUCUUUCAGUAGACAGAAUAAAGGAGUAUUACUGUAUUCCCUUACUACUGUAAAAUAAUUUAUAUUAUAAAAUUAAUGUAUUUUAGUUUUAAAAUAAAAUUUUCCGACUUACGAGAUUUCCAAUUAUAUAAACUAACUGAAAUAAGAAAUCUCAAAAUUUAAUUAGUAAACAGUUAAUGGCUGGUAUUCCGUACGAAAAUGUAUCCGAUGGUUCAAAAGAAAAUUAUCUUCUUCUCUCUCGGAACACGAUAACUUUCGUACGAAAAUUACCAAGUUUCGAUCAAUUUCAGAAAACAAUUUUGAUUAAUUCGCUUGGUAACUUUACUGGGAUGGCGUAUAAAUACGUUCGCGUGAAUAAUUGAGCGGCAUGAAACGUAGUAUAUAUAAGGAAAGCUUAAACGAUCAAUUUAACGAUCGUACUAACUCAGGUACAUCAUCGUUCAAUAUAUGAUCUAAUCUUUUCACUUAUUAGCACAAUUACAUAAUUAAUUACAUAAUUACUAUCAAUCGGUACCGAUUAGUUUUACAUAUUUUCGUUUGAGCUAAUUAAUAUUUCGUUGUUCCUGACCUAACAAGAAGUAAAUGUUUCAAUUAAACAAUGUUAAAUAUAUAAAUACAUAUCUAAAUUAAAACAUAGAAAUACACACACAAGAUGUUCUAUCUGUGUAAUGCGAUAGCUUGAAAUACCUUACUCAUUGUUGAUGACAGAAAAAAAUGUUUAAAAAAAAA
Molecule: messenger RNA, 2657 nt
Organism: Bombus pascuorum
Lineage: Eukaryota; Metazoa; Arthropoda; Insecta; Hymenoptera; Apidae
Product: dynein assembly factor with WD repeat domains 1-like
Exons: 8
Coding region: 277-1527 (416 amino acids)
Biological process (GO): mRNA splicing, via spliceosome
Cellular component (GO): U4/U6 x U5 tri-snRNP complex
Molecular function (GO): U6 snRNA binding; protein binding; U4 snRNA binding
Source: RefSeq, a predicted model, not a curated record